ACUUAGCGAAAUUCUUUUCAUAAUCUUGCACUGAAUAGUGAAUGAUAUUAUUCUGUUGUUCAUACUUGAUUACCGUUAAAUGAUUAUUCAACUACAAGUCAUAUGUUAAUAUGUAGUGAUAUGAAAGCUGCUAGGAGGAAAUGCAACGUUUUGUUAAGAAAAUUGUGGAUUUGAUGCGAGAGGAAAUGCUAUUUUCAUGGCAAGGUGGUCCAAUCAUUAUGCUGCAGAUUGAAAAUGAAUACGGAAAUAUUGAAGGGAAGUUUGGGCAGAAAGGAAAGGACUAUGUUAAGUGGGCAGCAAAGAUGGCUUUAAGCCUUGGUGCUGGGGUUCCAUGGGUGAUGUGCAGGCAAACUGAUGCUCUGGAUAAAGUUGUAAGGUCUUAGCCAUUGCUUUAAAUUUUCUGAACUUAUAUAUUAUGGCUGUAAGAAUGUAUAGGGAUAGGUGAAACUUUGUUGAAAUUUCUGUCUUUCUUUGACUGUGAUACCCAAUCAGUUGUUGUGUUUAUUUCAUUUUGGUUGUGGGAAUGAAGUUUUUU
Molecule: messenger RNA, 535 nt
Organism: Humulus lupulus (European hop)
Lineage: Eukaryota; Viridiplantae; Streptophyta; Magnoliopsida; Rosales; Cannabaceae
Product: beta-galactosidase 9-like
Exons: 2
Coding region: 141-383 (80 amino acids)
Biological process (GO): carbohydrate metabolic process
Cellular component (GO): vacuole; cell wall
Molecular function (GO): beta-galactosidase activity
Source: RefSeq, a predicted model, not a curated record